Polypterus senegalus (gray bichir) is the source of this 4666-nucleotide messenger RNA. RefSeq names its product syntaxin binding protein 5-like (gene stxbp5l). Gene Ontology annotation, molecular function: syntaxin binding; GTPase activator activity; myosin II binding. Lineage: Eukaryota; Metazoa; Chordata; Cladistia; Polypteriformes; Polypteridae. Gene Ontology annotation, biological process: regulation of exocytosis; regulation of protein secretion. Gene Ontology annotation, cellular component: cytoplasm; plasma membrane; SNARE complex. The record is from RefSeq and is a predicted model, not a curated record. The coding region runs from base 735 to 4523 and encodes 1262 amino acids. The transcript has 30 exons.
GAGCGGAUCGCAUUCACUGCAGGCACGGCAAAGAACGAGCAGAGCCAGCGAGCGCGGUGCGGGGUCCACUCGGAGGAAAAAAAAAAUCAGAGCAAGCUGAUUCGAAGUCCCCGCAAGCCUCAUUCCUACACGAGCAAGUCCAAAUAAAAGCCGUCAGCUCCCGGGAGCAGUGUGAUCCGACACCUUGAUUUAUGAAAUCAUGAACGAUGAAAAAGUGAGGCACGAGCAUUCAGCUGUCUGCUAUUAACAUUCAAUUAAUUAUUAAUAGCGUUGCAUUUUCGCCUGCUCUUUGGUGAUAUAUUAUUGGAAAAGAAGGAUCGGGCACGUUUGGCCAGUAUUUUUAUUUUAUUUUUUAUUGAUUUAAUUAAUGAUCUUUUUCUAUUGUGAUGAUCGAUGGAUCGAUUUUCAUGCAAAGAAAAUGAAGAAGUUUCAUGAUUUAAAUCUUUAAACAAGGGCGGCACGUUUUUCUUCUUUGACUUAACCCUAUACAUAUACAUCCAUCUGUCGAUUUUCCAUUUUUUUUUCUUGCACUCUGUUUAGUGCGCGUCCCGUGUAUUUUGCGCAUACAAAAUGAUCUUCUUUUGGUACUUUCUUAACUACACCUAAAUUAAAGGGUCCUAGAGGAAAGACACAGAAUAAAAAUCUUAAAAAAGGACGCUGCCUUUUUUUUCCUUUUUCUUUCUCAUUCAAGUGGAUCAGCAUAAAUGUAAUUUCUCUGCAUUCAAUUCUCCAAAAUGAAGAAGUUCAAUAUUUGGAAGGUAUUAGACGGCUUCUCUGCCUCGUCUCCAGUCAGCUCCGGGGGAGCUCCAGUAUGCCCAGGUGGGACCAUCGUAGCCUCUGCAGGAGGAGUAGCUGCUCGAGAGAUCGAAAUCCAAGAGACCCUCACUUCGGAGCUUUUCCAGAUCUGUAAGACGGUACGCCACGGAUUCCCAUAUCAGCCCACUGCCCUGACAUUUGACCCGGUGCAGAAGCUUCUGGCCAUUGGAACGAGGACCGGAGGAGUGCGGAUAUUGGGCAGACCUGGCGUCGACUGCUACUGCCAGCAUGACAGCGGAGCGAGUGUCCUGCAGCUCCAGUUUCUAAUCAAUGAGGGGGCCCUUGUUACCGCCUGCGCUGACGACACUCUUCACCUUUGGAACCUUCGACAAAAGCGCCCUGCAGUCCUGCAUUCACUCAAAUUCAACAGAGAGCGGAUCACCUUCUGUCAUCUCCCGUUCCAGAGCAAAUGGCUGUAUGUGGGCACAGAAAGGGGAAACACGCACAUCGUGAACAUCGAGUCCUUUGUCCUCUCAGGAUACGUCAUCAUGUGGAAUAAGGCAAUAGAACUAUCAACUAAGACACAUCCUGGCCCCGUAGUGCACUUAAGUGACAGCCCGAGGGACGAGGGGAAGUUGUUAAUCGGCUUUGAAACGGGAACUGUGGUUUUGUGGGACCUCCGAUGCAAGCGGGCUGACUUCAGAACCUACUAUGAUGAGGCCAUUCACUCUAUCAGCUGGCACCACGAAGGAAAGCAGUUCAUGUGCAGCCACUCGGACGGAAGCCUGACGAUGUGGAACUUGAAAAACCCCAGCAGACCGUUCCAGAUCACUGUGCCACACGGAAAAAGCCAGCGAGAUGGAAAGAAACCCGAACCGUGCAAGCCGAUACUUAAGGUGGAGUACAAAACGCCCAAAAACAGUGAGCCCUUUAUCAUCUUCUCCGGAGGCCUGUCGUACGAUAAGGCGAGCAGAAGGCCCAGCCUGACAAUCAUGCAUGGCAAAUCCAUUACGGUGCUGGAAAUGGACCACCCCAUCGUGGAGUUUUUGACGCUCUGUGAGACGCCGUAUCCAAAUGAAUUUCAGGAGCCUUACGCUGUGGUGGUGCUGCUUGAGAAGGACUUCAUUGUUGUGGACCUCACACAAAGCAACUUCCCCAUCUUUGAAAAUCCGUAUCCUAUGGAUAUCCAUGAAUCUCCAGUGACCUGCACAGCCUACUUCGCCGACUGUCCGGAUCUCAUUCCGGCUCUUUACUCGAUCGGCGCCAAGCAUAAAAAGCAAGGCUACAGCAAUAAGGAAUGGCCGGUGAGUGGUGGCACUUGGACGCUUGGAUCCCAGACGUAUUCUGAAAUCAUAAUCACGGGACAUGCCGAUGGAUCGAUAAAAUUUUGGGAUGCGUCUGCCAUCACCCUGCAGAUGCUCUACAAGCUGAAGACCUCCAAAGUCUUUGAAAAGCCCAAAGGCGGAGAGGGGAAGCAGAGCGCCGAGAUUGUCGAUGAAGACCCCUACGCCAUCCAGAUGGUCUGCUGGUGCCCCGAAAGCAGAAUCUUCUGCAUUGCAGGCAUCUCCGCUCACGUCAUCAUUUACAGGUUUAGCAAACACGAAGCCACCAUGGAGACAGCGUCCCUCGAGGUGAGACUCCAGUGUGAAGUAGAAGACAUCAUCACUCCGGAGGCCGAGACGAUCUCUUCAUUUCCUGACUUGACAUCCCAGUCAUCCUCUGUAAAAUGCCAAAGCCUCACAAGCAGCCCCAACACCAUCACCCCAGAGGGCAUAAAGGACAGCAUCCCCUGCCUCAAAGUGAAGGCCCGGCCAGUCCGAAUGCCACCGGGGUACCAGGCUGAACUGGUCAUUCAACUGGUCUGGACUGACGGAGAGCCGCCGCAGCAAGUCACCAGCCUGGCUUUAAACUCGGCUUAUGGCUUGGUGGCCUUCGGAAACUGCAACGGUCUGGCCGUGGUGGAUUUCAUUCAGAAGACGGUGCUCCUCAGCAUGGGCACCAUUGACCUUUAUGGCUCCAGUGACCCCUACCAGCGGCAGCCUCGCUCGCCACGCAGAAGCAAGCAGUUCCCAGCAGACAACAUUUGCAUGCGUGGCCUGUCUAGCUUUUAUUCAGAUUCAAAGAAAAGGAUCCGUACAUCGUACCAGAGCCUGACUGAGCUCUCCGACAGCCCUGUGUCUUUGGAGCUGGACCGCUGCAAAUCCCCCACAUCAGUUCCUCACUCCACUGCCUCUCAUAAUGAAAUUCCGAGUAAUGUGAAAGCCGGUCACUACAGUCCAGUUUUUUACUUGCUGGACAAUGUUAAAGGACCAAGAAAGUUAAGUCUGCCGACAGAUCUUAAGACUGAUCUUGAUCACGUGAACGGCCAUUGCACCAGUCCCACCUCCCAGCCCUGCAGCACCGGAAAGCGCACCCCCAACACGGAGGGAGCCAAGCUGAACCGACGAGGACCCGGGCGGCCACCAUUCCGCAAAGCGCAGUCAGCGGCUUGUAUGGAGAUCUCUUUGCCCGUCUCCCAUCCAGAAGUAGGCUACGCUUCCAGACGGGCAAUGCUUCAGCAAUUACACGGAGUCAGUAUUUACUCGCACGACGAACACCAUGCCGGCAGUUACUCAUGGACGGAGAAAGAAAGCCGAGAAAACUCCUUCAGCCGCUCCCGCAGCUCCAGCGUGUCCAGCAUCGACAAGGAGUCCAAGGAAGCCAUCACGGCCCUCUACUUUAUGGAGUCCUACAGCCGCAAGAACGACGGCACACUGUCACCGUGCCUUUGGGUCGGGACCAGCCUGGGGAUGGUCCUCGUCAUCUCCUUGACCUUGCCGGUGACCGAAGAACAGAGGCCCACCGAGCCCGUCGUGGCGUCGCCCAGCGGUACGGUGCUGACACUUAAAGGAGCAGUGCUGACGUUUUCCUCCUUGGACUACAAUGGCGCGCUGAUUCAUCCCCCUUAUGAAGUGUGGCGGGAUCUUAACAGCUCGGAGGACGAAAAGCUUCGCCGCCGGAAACUCGUCAAUUUCUCACCAUCUUCGUCUCAGGAUACGGGGGAUUAUCAGUUUGCGGUGGUCUGUUCAGAGAAACAAGCCAAAGUUUUUGCCCUGCCUUCCUUCACAUGUCUGUACGUGCACAGCAUCACGGAGGCCUCGUUCGUCCUGAGGGCCGACAUCGUCACGUUUUGCAAUAGCGUCUGCCUGGCUUGCUUCUGCGCAAAUGGACACAUCAUGGCUCUAAGCCUGCCCAGUCUCCGGCCAUUGCUGGAUAUCAACUACUUGCCUUUGACCGACAUGAGGAUCGCACGCACCUUCUGCUUCACGAACGGAGGACAAGCGCUGUACCUGAGCUCUCCAACAGAGAUCCAGCGCAUCACAUACAGCCAGGACAUGUGUGAUAACCUGCAGGAAAUGCUGGGGGAGAUGUUCACACCCGUAGAAACCCCCGAGGCCCAGAACCGAGGAUUUCUCAAAGGACUCUUUGGAGGAAGUGGACAGACGUUUGACAGGGAAGAACUCUUCGGUGAAGCCGCUGCCGGGAAGGCCUCACGGAGUCUCGCUCAGCAUAUUCCAGGCCCAGGAGGGAUAGAAGGCAUGAAGGCGGCUGCCGGUGGGGUGGUGGGUGAUUUGGCCCGAGCUCGAGUUGCACUGGACGAGAGGGGACAGAGACUGGGAGAACUCGAAGAUCGCACAGCCGCUAUGAUGUCGAGUGCAGAGGCCUUCUCUAAGCAUGCCCAUGAGCUAAUGCUGAAGUACAAGGACAAGAAGUGGUACCAGUUCUGAUUUGCCAAAAAGGAAGACUUUUCUCUCACCUUGAGGUUGUCCCGACGGAGAACAGGACCCCCACCCUUGUUCACUUCCUGCUUCGGUGGGGAGGUCGAUUGAUUGCCUGUCCCGCGUUUUUCUCUCCCGCCAGCAAAAAAAAA